GUAAAUGUUACCAAUAGAAACGUAUUGAGUGAUACCUAAAUCUCAAACUCUUUAAACAAUAUAAUGAAUUCCUUUCACGUUGAUCCUGUUGCCUGCAAACCUUCAGUAACCGUCUCGAAAUGCUCCUUCGGCAAUCCACGGCUAUAGAGUCUAUAGAGCUCAUGGAAAUGCACUCAGCCCUUCUUUCACCCGUUUAGACAAACUCAGUUACACAGCCGACGACCAUGUCGAAGCGCCUGACUCCAAAAGUGUUCACACAGAGCGUGCUCCGCGCGUUCAUGAAGGAGUCUGGCCUCGAGCCAACCCUUCUCGGAGCCAAUCGCUUUCGCAUCACAGACGCGUCCAAUGGCCGGGUCGAUUUCGAACUGGACAUUCACCAGAAUCACACGAAUCGCCUGCAGACCAUCCAUGGCGGCACACUCGCUGCCAUGGUCGACCUGGGCGGCUCUCUGGCCGUAGCAUCGACGGGACGCUUCGCGACAGGCGUCACGACGGACCUCAACGUGUCAUAUCUGAGCCCUGGCGGCAAGGCUGGCGACCUGCUCACCGGCACUGCCAUUUGUGACAAGAUUGGCAAGACGCUGGCGUACACGACCAUCACAUUCAAGAACAGCAAGGGACAGCUCGCUGCUCGCGGGAGCCACACCAAAUAUGUCGCUGGCACCUUGGGAGAGGACGGGCCCUUUGUGGCGCCCGCAAAGUACGUCGAAGAAUUGGAUUAAUCCAGUCCGCAUGUUUGCUAUUACCUCAACCUAUAAACAUAGAAGCAGAACGCCAAUAGAGCUAACAAAC
Messenger RNA from Emericellopsis atlantica, 792 nucleotides. Its product is annotated as HotDog domain-containing protein. Gene Ontology annotation, molecular function: fatty acyl-CoA hydrolase activity. The transcript is spliced from 8 exons. The record is from RefSeq and is a predicted model, not a curated record. Bases 225 to 722 code for a protein of 165 amino acids. Lineage: Eukaryota; Fungi; Ascomycota; Sordariomycetes; Hypocreales; Bionectriaceae.